This is a messenger RNA of Hypanus sabinus (Atlantic stingray), 5916 nucleotides long. RefSeq names its product sorbin and SH3 domain-containing protein 1-like. The transcript has 30 exons. Gene Ontology annotation, molecular function: protein binding. Gene Ontology annotation, cellular component: cytoplasm; nucleus; cell-substrate junction. Gene Ontology annotation, biological process: cell-substrate adhesion. NCBI's taxonomy places the organism in Eukaryota, Metazoa, Chordata, Chondrichthyes, Myliobatiformes, Dasyatidae. The record is from RefSeq and is a predicted model, not a curated record. The coding region runs from base 360 to 4484 and encodes 1374 amino acids.
GAAACCGACGUUCUGGCUUUAAGAAAUGGUUUUAAAACGAGAUCCCAAUUUAUGAUCAGCCUUUCAGCAACGAUAGUGUUCUGCAGAACUUGCAAUGAGAGUUUCUUUAAAUAGUGAUUUACCCAGAUGUAUUUUGGAAAGAGGCCAGAGUGAAAUAAAAACAAGCUUGUUCACUAAAGGGUUUUAUGUGACAAGUUCUGUUUUUACAGUGUUAUGUUCAGUAGUGUGUAAUAAGUUUAAAAAAAACUCCACAAUUCUUCGCAACCCAGAUAUCGUGGAGCCGCUUUCAUUAAAUCACAGGAAGCCGGAGUGAAAGGGACGAGAGUCUUGAAGUUCAGAAGACAAACUCAACUAUCGCCAUGAGUUCAGAACAUGAGAUCACCAUCUCCGAGACGAUCAUGAACGGGCUUCCCGCAAACCGGCAGCAGCUCGAACCAGAAGCUGACCCGGCGAAAGUCAGCGUGGGGAAAGGAUCGGUAACCAUGCGGACUACGGUAGGCUACAUGGAACCUCUGGAGACUGAUGCGUCACUAAACCUGGAUCCCCAGCCACUGCCCAGCAAAGACAGCGCUGAGUUGUCCAGUUCAGAGACAGGUAGGAGAGAGCAGACUUUUCUCUAUUCUAAUCCUUUGUUAAGAGUUCUUGGCACUGACUUUGAAUGCCUUGUGCCGUUGACUGGUACAGAUGGUUGGAUGCCACCUUCAACUGGCGAACCUAAUGGAGAAGCUGUCCCCUCGUCACUGGCAGCCAAAGGAUUUCGCAGUGUGCGACCGAAUCUGCCAAGCGACCACAAGACACAGCCUCAGCCGCCUCCUGUCCCCCUACCCCCUCGGGAAGAGAGCUUCGCCUGGCGCCCCUCCAACAAGGUUAAGCUGUCGUACUUUACUCCGGUCCCGAUUCUGGAUUAUGUUCACAUCAGACCCGAGCCCAGCACCUGUAAUGAGGAGCCUGUGUCCAUGCAUCCCGGCACUUCCCUGUACUCCAGCUUAGGUGGUGAACCGCCUCUCUCUGUCCAGACUGUUCCCUGUGACAAAGCCCCAGUACCGUGCUGGGCACCUCCACCAGGUGCCAACCCAGAGCCCGCUGGCUGGCUUGGUGUCCCGGCCACCAGGCCCACCCCAGAGAGAAAGGUCAGCAAUCUGUACAUUGCACUGACCAGGCGAGCGGUUCCCCCUAUGUCCAGUGGUUCUCCCUGUCAGUUCUCCCAGGACAUGGAAGCUUCAGCCCUGACAGUCCCAUUGCUCGUAAGCAGCACGGCCAGCUCUCCUCUGCCCCUUCUCCACAGGCCCCUGCUCCAGGACUCCCCGCCCAGGGCUGGGCACAGCACUGCGCAGCCCGACCUCCCACAGGUAAACCCACCUCCAGAGCCGCUCGGCAGAAAUUCAGCGCUGGAUCGGGAGAGGACGACAGUGAUUGCUCUGAAACCAGCUGAGCUUCUUUCCACCACUCGAGGGAGUCCCCCUCGAUGGGCAGACCAAGGCAGUGGGGAUGCACAGCCUAGAGUAAGUGAAGGAGUGUCGUCCAUCGAAGGUGCUGGAGUGCACCCAGUCCUCUCCUCAUCCAGCCGGUUCUCGGCGUACCCAUCCACCACAUCUGUGAAUCCAACCAUUGUCCUGCUGCAGCACAAUCGAGCAGAACAACAGAAGCGACUGAACAGCCAGUCAGACUCUGUGCCAGAUAGAUUAAUUGAUCAGAACACAGCCGCCUCAACUGCAGAAGGAGCCCAUACUACUGUCAAAACAGGAGGGGCAAUGGACAGCAAGCGCCAGAAGUCUCCGCGGAUCCCCCACUCUUCCUUCAUUGCACCGGAGGAUCUCGGUAUCAAGAAUGUGGAGAGGCCGAAAGACUGGUACAAGACGAUGUUCAAGCAGAUCCACAAAGUCAGCAAAGAAAAGGAGACUUACACUCCAACCUAUGUCUUCUCAGAGAUUGCUAAGAGAGAAAUUCUAGAAGAUGACGAACUAGAUGAUUACUCCUCACGGUACCCUUUCUCAGAAGAUGUGAAAAGCCAAACAUUUGUUCCUCGAUCCAAGAGUGCAAUGGACACCUCUGACUCUGAGACCAUCGAGCGAAGAUCAGCCACCUUACCCCUACCAACCCGGUCCUCCUCGCUGAAACCACUCUCUGAGAGGAACAAUUGGGGACCGCUGGACAAAAAAGUGGAUACACGGCGGUAUCGGGCUGAGCCAAAGAGCAUUUUUGAUUAUGAACCAGGAAAGUCUUCAGUACUAGCUCAUGAGAAAACGAACUCUGAAGAAAGCAGUGGAAGAGACUCGACACAGCCACCCACAAAGGACAGCCCCUUGGGUGGCAAACGUGAUCAGGUGCAACACGAAAACCAUUCACACUGUCACCAGGACGACUUGGGCAGAGAUGAUCAGCUAGAGAAAGACCUGUCUCUCUACCAGGCUGAGCUAGACACAGAUUUAGAAAACAUGGAGAAGCUUUUUAGAAGCCAGGACUCCCGUCCGUGGAAGAGCACGUCACUGAAUUCGGCCUUGGAAAUCCCAUCCGAGCGUUCGACAUACUCGGCUUUUUCACCCAGUUACCACGCAGUGAGUCAGCCGUCGGAGGUGGGAACAGGGGAAUCUGUCACCCAGGACAACGAAAGGCAGAUCUACAAGACGGUUCUAGAAGGCGGAGAUAUUCCCCUCCAGGGGCUGAGUGGAUUGAACAAGAGAACAUCCAGCUCCUCUUCAACCAAAGAAUCAGACUCACUGAGACUGUCCACUCCAAUCGAGCGCAUGGAGACCCCUGAGGAAAUCUGCCGUCGUCGUCAUGAAGAUAAGGAGAGACUGUUAGAAGAGCAGAGGCGGCUUAAACGAGAACAAGAGGAAGCUGAUAUUGCAGCCAGGAGGCACACAGGGAUCGCUCCUACACACCACCAGUUUAUCACAAAUGAGAGAUUUGGGGAUCUCCUUGACAUAGACGAGGCAGCAAGAAGGAGAUCAGGGUCAGAGAUGCUGCCAGCCAGAGCCAAGUUUGACUUCAAGGCCCAGACUCUGAAAGAGCUGCCUUUCCAGAAGGGGGACAUUGUCUACAUCUACAGGCAAAUCGAUCAGAACUGGUAUGAGGGGGAGCACCAUGGUCGUGUGGGAAUCUUCCCCAGGUCGUACAUUGAGCUGCUUCCUCCGACGGAACGAGCUCAACCGAAAAAGGCCCCACCUCUUCAGGUGCUGGAAUAUGGGGAAGCUGUGGCCCGUUUCAAUUUCACAGGCGACACACAUGUGGAAAUGUCUUUCAGGAAGGGGGAGCGGAUCACUCUGGUGAGAAGAGUUGAUGAAAACUGGUUUGAAGGCAAAAUCUCGGGCACAAACCGGCAAGGAAUCUUCCCCGUCACAUACGUGGAGGUGAUUAAAAGGCCCAGGGUGAAGAAUGCAGUCGACUUUCCAGAUCCACCGGGCUCUUACUGUUCCAGCCGCAGCUCAACCAGUUCCCCACAGUUCUCUGGUAAUUCUACUCGCCCUACACCAUCUCCUCCUCUCCCUCCUCCUCCUCCGUCUCACUACCGUAGAGUGGUGUCUCCAGAUUUACAAGCCGUCACCUCUGACUGGAUAUCGCUGACUGUAGGUGUAUCCCCGAGCCACACUCCCCUCACGACUCCACCACCUCCCCCUCUUCCCGAAAGCCUCUCCUCCGACAGGAGCUACCUGCGCGACUCAAUGGGGGCCCACUCUUUGCUGCCGAGGAGCCCUGCUCACUGGAGCCUCUCCAGAGAAGCAACGCCCUACUCUGAGCAAUUACCGCAGCUCUCAGGCCGAUCUCCGCAAUCAGCUCAAGGUAUUUGGGGGCAGGUUCAGAACACGCCCUCUCCAACCACCGGUGGCUGUACGUCGUCCUCUCCUUCCGCCUCACCUCUGGCACCUGGCUCAAGUCCAGUGCAUGCGGCCAGUCAUUUCACCGCCGCAAAGAGCAGGAGGGGCGAGGUGGAGGACCUUCCGACCAUCCGAGCACAAAGUCCAGGCGGCCUCAACCUGGGCAGGCACCAGAAGCCAAAAGAGGAGAAGCUCCCCACCAUAGCGGCUGGGGAGUGGGAACUGUCCAAGGAGCUCCUGAGGAUUGUGCAAGGGGAGAGCAGGCAGCCAGCAAAGCCGGUGGAGAAGCCUAACUCAAGAAGUGACAGUGGAGCUGGAGGAAGGUUUUCCAGGAGUCCGGUUGUGUUUUCUGACUCUCCAGUUAAUACCCUGAAUUCUUCUUUUGUGCCUCCCCAUCAUUCAUUGCGAGGACCAGAUCUGACAGAGUCUGAAAAGAGCUACGUGGGGCAGCAGCGAGGGAGCAGUCUUGAGCGGAGCCAAACUCCAACUACCUUAUUCCAGGCAAUAUAUAGCUACAUCCCACAGAAUGAAGAUGAGCUGGAACUUCGGGAAGGUGAUGUUGUUGACGUGAUGGAGAAGUGUGAUGAUGGCUGGUUUGUUGGUACAUCUAGAAGAUCUCGGCAGUUUGGUACAUUUCCGGGCAACUACGUAAAGCCAUUAAAUUUGUAGAGCCAGGCUUCACAGUGAACUUUCGAUGAAACAACUCUCCAGCGACACUUGUGGAGGUUCUUUCAGCUGUUGAAUGAACUGAGCAGCACAUCAGAGUCUGCAGCCUGGCAUAAACAUUCUGCUUACAGUAUAAAGUGUCUUUCCUUCACUGAACAAAAUUGGGACGCACUGAGCAAGCGAGAAGGGAUGAGUUGUACGUGAGCUUAGGGUGUGAGAUAGCUGACUGUGGAUGUUUAUCGGCCGUGUGGGCUCAGCAGCAGGUGGGUUCAGGGGUUCCCCUUUGCAAAGGGGAAGUCGAUCGCCCGUGCUGAGUGAAAGCCUGAUCUCCCUUCGUCCCUCCUACCCACAGAUUGAGCGCUACGGCCGCCAAGUUAUCGAUUAGAGAUUCCGUGGGAAUUUGGAGGGGUGAGCAGUCGACUGUAUGAUGGGGAACGGUGUGGUUAGAAGAGGGUCUGGUAUUUACUGGGCUCUGACUUCACUAAUGAUGACACUGAAAUGGAAAUUCGACCAGAACAGUUUACAAUCAAUAGGCUCCAUUUAUUGGCCCAAUGCAGUGUUUACCCUCUAAUCACCAACAGUAGCCUCUCCCUUUCCACUCUGUAAUUAUUUUGAAUUGCUUUAGUAAGAAACCUAACACACAUAAGUGACUAAACCUCAUUCCCCAGCUAGGAAGACGUCACCCCUUGCAACAAAUUACCACAGCUAAGUCUUUGGGCUGAUGCUUAGAUAGAAUGAGUUUCUUUAACAUAUCUGUUAAGUUGAUAACAGUCACUUUGAGCUGCAACAUUUCAUAAUACUUUCAGCUUCACAAUCUAUAAAUAAAAAAAUAUAUAUUUUUUAAAGAAAAAGCACACCUUUCCCCCCACCAAAGGGAAUUAACCAUUGCUGGGAUAAAGCUUUGUGUAAAUAUGUACAUUUGAUUUUUGUAUAAAAAAUGUGUACUUAUCUUGUAUAGAAAAUAAUUUAACAAAAGGAAUUUAAAUGGUGGACUGAAAGCAGAGAAACACUCCACAGAGCUCUUUAGUUUUACUGUUUAUCUGAAAGAAAUGGAGCUCGGUACAACAAACCCAAGGGAAAAGCUUGGCAAAACCUAGCCCAUGAAAACUUUUUGUUUAAAACAACACCAGCCACUGGGGAAUUUCCUUCUCAUCUUAUUUUAGGAAAUUCAACAGCAAAACCACUUUGCUUUUUCUUUUAAAGUCCAGAAAUACAGCAGUAGAUGACUGGGACUACAGUAGCCCUGCUGUAUGUAAUCAAACACUAUCAUGCCUUAUAUUUACCAUAAUUUUGUGAGCUACAGGUCUUUAUAACCAGACAUCUUGUGUUGAGCUAUUUUUCUUUUUGCAGUGCUUCAUGAUUCGAUAAAAGAUAAGAGCCUUUAUUUACUGCUGUGGUUGCAAAAUGCAAUAUUUAAUAAACUUUAUUCAAGCCA